Messenger RNA from Cuscuta campestris, 4971 nucleotides. NCBI's taxonomy places the organism in Eukaryota, Viridiplantae, Streptophyta, Magnoliopsida, Solanales, Convolvulaceae. The record is from the annotation of a GenBank genome assembly.
AACAUAUAUGUUCAUGUAUGUAUGUGAUGAAUGAUUCGACAAGUCUAACGCAAAGGUACAGACCUGGAAAUCAUCGGCCGAAACCUUACGGAUGAGCGGGAGUAGAAACAACAUCGAAAUUCACCAACUUUGUCAUUCUCAUCACAAUUAGACAGCCUGCCGUAUUUUGAGCAUAUCUCCAUCGUUUCUUCACGGAAUUGCAAACUGUUUGAUUCUGUGGAUUCCUAAGAUGUAAGGCUAUAACUUUUGUAUAGAAAGUAUUUCGAAUUAACAGGUGUAAAAUAGCGUAAAUCGGAUCUGAAGUCAAAGGAUAGUUGCUGUCCAGAAUAUCGGAUAUGUCGAUGAACACGAUCCCGACGAUUAACUCACUAACUUCAACAUUCCAACGCCGAACCUUCUCUACGAUACCUUCCGGAUGUUCCUAAUAAUUGUUAGAGAGUUUAUGAGCGUGGUUGCAUUUCCAAAGCUUUACCGCUGGAAAUCUAGAUCAUGGCCGGAAGAACAUUCCAAGCCGGUGUAUCCGAAGGACAAUCUACUACAUGUCCUCCAUUCUUUGAUGGUACAAAUUAUGCAUAUUGGAAGGAAAGAAUGAGGAUAUUCAUACAAUCAAACGACUUCGACUCAUGGAUGGUAAUCAAGCAUGGAAACACUACCCCUGCAAAUAUUGUUGAUGGAAUUCGUGUUCCCAAGUUGGAAUCCGAAUAUGAUGAUCAAGACAAGAAGAACGUCAUGCAAAAUGCCAAAGCCAACAACUAUCUUUAUUGUGCAGUCAACCCUGAUGAUUAUAGAAAGAUAUCAAGAUGCAAAUCCGCCAAUGAGAUGUGGACUAAACUCGAAGUCACUUAUGAAGGUACAUCUCAAGUUAAAGAUGCUAAAGUUGAUAUCUUAUUGCAUGAAUACGAAUUAUUCUCAAUGAAGGAGAAUGAAAGCAUUGAUAGUUAUUUUGAGAGAUUCUCUACAAUCAUCAACAAUCUUGACACGCUCGGAAAGUAUUACACCGAUCAUGAGCUUGUCCGGAAAAUUCUGCGUUGUAUGACUCCUGAGUGGAAAUCCGAGGUGAACGCCAUAACUGAAGGAAGAGACUACAAUGUCUUAACUUAUGAUACUCUUCGUGGGAAACUACUCACAUAUGAAACUACUACUCCUCAUCUACGUGGUGAAGACAAAAGGAGGAAAUCUAUAGCAUUGAAAGUCACCAAGGAAGUUGUAGAGGAAAAUGAAGAAGAUGAUGAUGAAUCACUUAAUUUAGAAGACAAUCCCGAACUUUCUCUUGUCAUCAAACGCUUCAACAAAUUUAUCAAGAAAAGCUUCAAGCCAAGGAGAGACAAUGGGAAGAAAGCUACACCACCUAAAUGCUAUGAAUGUGGAGAGAUAGGGCACAUCAAGCCUUAUUGUCCUAAGUUGAAGCAAGGGAAGGACAAGAAGUUCAAGAAGAAGCAAAAAGCAUACAUCUCAUGGGAGAGUGAUCAUUCAUCUUCUGAAACAAGUGAUGAGGACGAAGAAAUAGCAAAUCUUUGUCUAAUGGCUACCGAGGAAGAGGCCUACAGAGUUUUCAACAAACGUACCUUAGUUGUUGAAGAAUCUGUACAUGUUGUGUUUGAUGAAAAUAAUGCUCGCUUGUCGAGAAGGGUAUCUUGUGAUGACCUUGAAGGUUCACUUGAGAAAAUGAAUCUUGAAGAAGGUGAAUCUACAUCUUCUUCAAUCUACGCAAGAAUCCUCGUCGCCAAGCUCUUCUUCCACAAUUGGUUCAUCCUCGUCGCCAAGAACCCUAGGCGCGGCUUCACCGUCGACUCUCCAUACCUAGGCGCCAAGCUUUUCUUCGACAACUCCAUGGCGUCAAGGACAAAGAGGAAGACCAUUCGGCAACCUGAUUCUUCCUCUCUCCCUGGUUCUUCAUCUCAACCACAAUCUACACCCGAAGUCCCAAGGUUUGUCUACCCUCUUAAUCCUCGGGUUUAUUUUGAAGAUGAGACCGAUUUGAAAACUUUCCUUGAGCGAUUCGUUCCUAGGAAGAUUGUCACUCCUAGGUAUGUCGAUUUGGCGGAGUUUGAAAGAAACCAAGAUUUUGAAUCUGUUUUGUCCAAACUCCGCUCCUCGGGUCUCCUUAAUGUCGUCACCAUUAGAGAGACUCAAGUUCCUUUUGAUUAUAUUAAGGCUUUUUAUGCGUCUCUCAUCUUCAAACGUCGUGGUUCCCAAUUUGUUGUUACGGCUAAGUUUUGUGGAAAAGAAGUUGUUGUUACCAGUUCGGAGCUUAAUUCUAUGUUUGAGAUGUCCAAUUCUGGAGGUGAGAUCACCACCGUGAACAAUGACCAGAAUCCAUGGUAUGAUUUUGAUGAGCGUAAAUGUUGGGAGGCUAUGGAUUUCACGCCCCAAUUCAAUUCAUCCAAACGUCCAAUGGUGAGCGGGAUGACACCACCUCAAAGAUUGCUGCAAUACAUCUGUUCUUAUAUCUUGCGAGGUCGGGUUGGAAAUCAUCCCCAAAUGUCCAAGGAUGACUCGAUGCUCAUCUAUGCAAUUCUCAAGCCGGUUCCCAUCAAUUGGGGUAAAUUCAUUUUGACCUACAUGAACUUCUGUCGUGCAAAGAAGCGAGCCCUUCCAUAUCCUCUUCUCGUCACUCAUAUUUUGAAGCAAAAAGGUUUUGAGUUUACUACUGCUGAGAUGACUGAUGAUACUCCUUUUUGGCGAAUCCGAGUGGAAACCGUAACUCGUGCUCAGAAUGUUGAUGAUGACUCUAGUGACGAUGAUGAUGAUGUUGUUGCUCCUACCCAGAAGCGUCCGAUUUCCUAUAGAGGCAGGGUCUCUUUGCCGAUGUUAUACGACGCUAUGCAAGGACUCCAAACCUCCCUUGACAACUUGAAGAUUCAACAAGCUAUCCAUGGUUAUAAUUUGAACCAAUUGUUGGUCAAGUCGGGAGAACAUUGGGUGGUUCCAUCGAUGGAUGCGUUGGAGCCAUAUAUGUACCACGGGUCAUCAUCUUCUCAGGAUACGACUAUUCAUCAAGAGACUCAGGGAAUUGUUGAUGAUGAGGAAGAUGAGAUGGAUGAGGAAUGAGUGGAUGGGGCACUCAUGUCAACUUAUUUAGUUUUGCUGGUUUAAUACGAAGUUGAUCCCAUUUUUUUUUCAUUUUAUGUUUGUGCCCAACAUAAUUUGAGAAAUUGGAAUUUGAUGAUGUCACAAUCCAUAUGGUGGAACAACUAUGUUGGAUUAUGAACAUGGUUUGAUCCGAGACCAUCAAGGGUGCAACCAUGUUGGAUUUUCAACCGUAAGAUUAGAACAUUAAGGAUUGCACAUCACAUGUUCGACAAAAUGCCACAAAGACAUAUCUGGUGCAAAGUACUUCUAGCCCUCUGAUUUCAUAUGUUCUUAUUGAAGAUUAAACACAUGAGAAGUACUACCAACCUUUUUUCUACAAGCAUCCUACCCCAUCAUCAAUUUUAUACCCAAGACAGCCUCAACCAUUGCCAAUAUUCAGAAAAUGCAGAAAGAAGCUCCCUCGAUGCACAAAAUUCUGAUUAAAGCCUCAUGUUGUUUGAAUGUGGCUCGUGGUGAGCUUCUUGUCAUCUCACCAUAAGGUGUCAUAUCACUGGAGUCAAUCCCUAUAUAUAUAUAUAUAUAUAUAUAUAUAUAUAUAUAUAUAUAUAUAUAUAUAUUAAGGAAUAUUUUUAUUGAAAUAGAAAGAGAGAACAAAGAAAGUACAAAAGGUGGGGGGUUGGCCGGACCCCUACAAGGCCUGAAACUCACUGCAACAAGGAACUAAGAGAGCCAAAACAACAAUAAAACUACAAUAAAAACAGAGACCAGACAGGGGUGGGGUUCUCCAGUCAUGCCACUUUUCCACAGUUCCUGUCCAUAGCCUUUGUGAGAAAUUCCAAAUGCAACAAUUAAGGGAAGGCUUCAUUAAUACUUCCCAUGAUUGGACCUUAAUGUACGCAGUACAUGGAGUAUUGAAUCGAACUCACAAGGUCGAUAUGCAGAUUGAAUCGUGCUACUGCCCAAGGCCUCGAGAUGCUAAAAUGCAUACCAAAUGCCCUGUGGUGAACAAAGGCAAACGAGAACAAAUUCCCUAAGUUGGCCAGUAAAACCAUUAACCUGUCUUGUAUGAAAGCCCAGAUAAAGGUACUCAAUGAACAAAUGUAAAGGAGAUGCUCUUGGCAGAAGGUGCGGCUAAAAGCUAAACCUUGAAUUCACUGUCAGCAUCAUUGAAACAAAAAUUCAUAACCAACUGUAAAAAUAGCAAACAGAUUAAGCAUCUCAAAAAAGCAUGCUUUUUUCAUGAGUAAGCUUUGCUCUUAGAUCCGAGAGCCUUUUACUUCUACGAGGACGAGAAGAUUCAUGUAGCUUUUGGGAAAGUUUGUCGAAUUUCCUUUGGUUUUUUUUCAUGAUUGCUUCUAUGUUCACAUGCCAAUUUUCCUCCUCUUCAGAACCUUUAUCCGUGAUCCAUUCCUCCUCUGAUUCAUCUGAUGGUAUAUGAAGAGUAUUUCUCAAAGGUUGGAUUUCAUGAUCGGAGUUGUAUUUAACAUUCUAAUGAGGGCUUUCUAGCUCAUUGUCUGAAUUGGAACAACCAAGGAAGUGAGGAGCCACUGUAGGGGUAUCUUGGUGUGUGUUUAGGGGAACAAAAGCAGCAGCUAAAGCGGAAAGAGAAGACGAUUAGGUUGGGGUUGUCAAGUGGAUAGAGUGGGGAUUCGAAACAGCAAGUGUUAUGGGAGAAGACACUGGUGUAAGCUUCGAAGGCGUUGAAGGAGGCUUACAGAAUUCAAUUCGGUUGAAGAGGGUAUCUAAUGGAAUCUCCAAGGUGAGAAGGCUCUGUGAAAUAGAAAGAGCUUGGGGUUCUGAGGGCAUUGAAAUCUGAGAGCAGAUUAUGGCCAUAUCUGUGAAAGGUUGGGGCAGGGGAAUGGAAGACUUAAGUACAUCAUAGGCUUUUUUAAAGCAGUGGGUGAAUGUGGUGAAUCCAUUGCCUUGGUUACCUUCGGG